GAUAUAAAGUUCAUUCACUUGAUCAAUUAUGUUUUCGUUUGCAAAGAAGUUAGUAGAUAAGUUCGAUGGUGGAAGCGCUUCCGGUGACUCUGAUGAUUCAUACUUCAAAAGCACUAUCAAGAUAAAUAACAAUGGAUAUGGAUUGCGUGUUCUCAACAUUGUCCCACAUUCAAUUGCACAUGAGAAGGGUAUCGAGUCCUGGUUUGAUUACAUUGUUCGUAUCAACGGCCAUGAUUUGCCUAUGAUGAAUCCAACUUUGUCGCAGUACGCAUACAAUAUCAAUGAAGAUGGCUCCGUCAACUACGGUGGAGCUGCUACUCGAGAGCAAGUUGGUGAGAUUAAUUUCCAACUUUUAUACCAGGAAUUGUCCACCAUUGCCACGAAUCCUAACGGCUCUCAUGAGGUUGUCUUCGAUGUGUGGAAUGCUAAAGGAGGUGUAAUCAGACAAGUGGUUUUCCCCCUUACAGGUCCCACUGAAACUGCAGAUGCAAACACAGCCGAAGUUCCUGGUGUCCACGACUUGUUCAAAGAUACGUUUGCUCAAUUAGGUCUUACAGUUCAAUCCCAACACGUCACCACUGCCAACUACGUGUGGAGAAUCUUAACUACACAUGCCGGAUCUCCAGCUUUCCAAGCUCAAUUGGUCCCAUACUCAGAUUAUAUCAUCGGUUGUGACUCUGCGUUCAGUGAUGCUCCAGGACAUCAAGGUCUUCUUGGUGCCGGUGGUGAAUCCUUAUUGUCUGGUGUGGUACAAAACUACUAUAACCAUCACUUCUCUUCUACUGGAGAAGAUUGCGUUCCUAUAACAUUAUAUGUCUACAAUCAUGACUACGAUGUUUUGCGCCCCGUUACUGUGAAUUUAUCUCGUGCUUGGGGUAAUGGCCAACAACGUGGUAUCUUGGGAUGUGACGUAGGGUAUGGACUUCUUCAUAGAUUACCAGAAGUUGUAGGAAAAUUUGCUGAAUCCGGAUUAGCUGAUGAUGUUCUCUUUGAAUCUGAAGGUACAUAUUCAUACCAAAAUCCUUCAGAAACACAGCCUUCUCAUAUUUCUCCUUCUGUUCCAGCCAGUACUUUCAUUCCCCAAAACACUAUUCCUGCUCCACCUAGAGCAGGUCUUGCUAAGAAGAAGAAGCAUCCAACUGCUGCCCAAACUGCCAUUCCUGGUCUCAAUGAUUAUAUGAACGAAGAAUUAGCAAAAUCAAAGGAAUUGGAUACUCAAGGAGGAUCUAAAACAGCUGUUGACGCUUCUCUUCCUCCCCCACCUCCAAAAUCUCUGUAACCUAUCAAUCUAAAUAUAUAACGACAGCACAA
[Candida] anglica is the source of this 1311-nucleotide messenger RNA. NCBI's taxonomy places the organism in Eukaryota, Fungi, Ascomycota, Pichiomycetes, Serinales, Debaryomycetaceae. The record is from the annotation of a GenBank genome assembly.